AUGACGAAGGUGGCCGGCGGUCGGGAGCGCACGAGCCGCUUCCUGUUUGUGGAUCUGGCCGGCAGCGAGCGCACAAAGGCGAGCAACGUCCAGGGCCUUGGCGUGCAGGAGGCCAAGAACAUAAACCUGUCGCUGAGCUCGCUUGGGCGCUGCAUCUCCGCGCUGCGGCAGACCGGCACGAGCGGCAGGGCCGCAGCGGCGCCGGGAUCGUUCGUGCCUUGGCGUGACAGCGCCCUCACCAUGCUGAUGAAGCAGAGCCUGAGCGGAAACUGCCGGACGGCUCUGUGCGUUUGCGUCGCAGAGGACGCCGCGUGGGCCUCAGAGACAAUAUCGAGCUUGAGAUUUGGUCUCACGUGCGGGGAUCUGAAGACCUCCGCGUGUGCCGUGGAGAGUCGCGAUGCCGAUCAGGAACGUGCUGGCGUUCAGGCGCGUCUGCAGGAGAUCGGUGUGGAGCUGGCCGAGCUUGUGAACAAAGGAGCGCAUGGCCAUGUUGACCCCUCCUUCCCGCGAACGACAGCACAGGGCUUUGUGGAUAAUUUCAAAAAUCUGCGCAUAACAGAAGGGGAGCUGGUGAGGAGCAAAUUGGCAGCGAAUGCUACUCAACAGGCAGCUCUCGAGCAGACUAUCAAUAGCCUCAAGGGAGUCGUAAUACGCCAGAUCACCACGGGUCUCUGGAAGGAGCCAACGAAGGGCUGGCGCAUCAAGAUGGAUGAGCGCAGGGGUCUACUGCAAGAGCAAGAGCGACUUUGUGCAACUAGUGGAAAAUCCCCCCCCGUUCUUGGCAGCGAACUGGCUGAUGGAAUGAGCUGCAUGUCACUGUACGAUCUCACUCGCGACUUUACGGGAUGA
Messenger RNA from Prorocentrum cordatum, 849 nucleotides. NCBI's taxonomy places the organism in Eukaryota, Dinophyceae, Prorocentrales, Prorocentraceae. The record is from the annotation of a GenBank genome assembly.